UCCGGGCAGCCAAUCGGCUGCUGCGCUGCGCUGCGUUACCACGGAAACACAACCUUUGUUUUUCAGGCUCAUCAAAACACUUUUGCUGUAAUCUGGUGACCCUUGACCUGCGACCCCGCCUGCUGGUGAUAGUGGCAUAUUGUUAGUGCGAUGAUGUCAUCCUCUACUUCCUGUUUUACCUUUUGUGGAGGAUGCUCGCCACGCCUCCUAGCCGCUAAUCCUCAGUGAUCCUCAUGUAAGCCCCCUACGGGUCUCCAUGCGCGUCCAAAGUCUACGUAGUCCUCCAGGGGUCACAUAGACUCCUCAACACCAGGUGGGUUUCAAAAGUCCAGGUAAGGCUGUAAGAUCCGACUUGCUCGGGCGCCGUCUCGGGAGGAUGCUGUAGGAGGACGACUGAGGGACUCAGAGUAAAAGCCUUCGCUAUGAUCAACUGGAUGCUCAAAAUCGCUCCUCGGCCCCCUGAGCCGCACCCUCAGCGGCCCCAGGAGCAGGAAUGUGCCGCUGCCCCGCCCCCUGUUGCUGCGGUCCCUGGAACGGAGAAGAAGGCGAGCGUCCAGGAAGUGGAGUCGUCAGGCAGCAGGGUGAUGUCGUGGAUCAAAGACAGCGUGGAGAAGGUCGUUCCUCAACCCGAGGCGCACGCCGCCUCCAAGAUGGCCGCCCCGGAAACGACGGAAGCCGCUCCUUCCGCCAAAGUGCCACCCACUGACGCCGCACAGACACCCCAGCGUGAGACGGAGACGCCGCCAAAGGUGAUGGGAUGGAUCGUGGGCGGGCUGGGUCGCAUGCUGCCUCGCCCGGCGCACCAGCAGGACGCCGAUGAUGACGCCUGCCAGCCCACUCAGGAGAAGAGCGAGCUGGUACUGCUGGACCUGGAGGAGCAGGCGGAGAAUCAAACCGGCAGGGAGAACCACAAGCGUUUGGACGUAAACCAGGUGAGCCGCUUGAGAUCUUCAGAGACUUGUUGGACUUGUUCGUUCCGGGCAGGCAGGAAGAACCCCGAACGCGACCACGGUUGUCGGCUGUGGUCGCUAACUCCCGGUGCGCCGGUUCGACAAAUGAACCAUCCAUUUGUUUGUUACGUCUUUUUUUCAUUCAUUCCUUUGUUCAAUGAGCAGACCGAAGCAGAACAGGUCGGAGACGAGCAUCUGAUUCCGCUGAUGGAGGACAUCAAGAAGGAAGCGGGCCAAGUGGUCCUGGCUCACAUGGAGGGAAGGCUGCAGCAGCAGCGUCUGGAAGCGGCGCGCUUGGCGGAGGAGAUGGCGAGGAGGGCGGCGCAGGAGGCAGUCCGGCAGCUCGAGGUGGAGCAUUCAGCCAAGAUUGUCAUCGAGUCGCUGCCCGAGUCCAUUGAGCAACUUCCAAACAUCCUGGAGGAGGAAAACGAGGACGAGCCAGAGUGUCUGCCUGAAGGUGGCGCUCUAAGCCCAGUCGGGCCCCAGGAAGCUUCUUUGCUGACAGACAGGAAAAAGAGUCACAGACAAGCGCACACAUCGUCCAAUCAGCUUCCAACCGGGAUAGAAGUUGCAAAUGAAGCAGGUCUGCUCCUGCAAGGGGGAAAAUGUUUAACACUCCCUGAGAUUAUCACGCCACUGAGCGAUGCCCCCGCAUCUGAGCUCAGAGGGACAGUUGGUCACUCAGACGACGAGGACGACCGGGUGAAGGGUGGACUCAAGUCCUGGACCAGUCAAGGCGACCUGCUGACUGCGGACGCACGUCCUCCAUCAGCAGCCAGCGUUGGCAGCGUGGUGGUCCAGGACCGCCUGAGUGAGCUCGUGCGGCUCUUCAAAGGUCGGACAGAACGCCACAAAGACCGCCUGAUUGACCCAGAUGAGUCGGAGCAGGAAAGCCCCACCGCCUCUCCUAGCAAAGCUCCUCCUCCUCCUCCACCCCCACCCGGAGAAGACAAGAUGUCUUCCCUUGCCACAGGCACAGAGGAAGAAGACACAGGGUUCCAGUUUGAACUUCUAGGAUAUCCUGUUAAAAUUCCCAAACCUCCCCCAGUGCCCAAGUGGCUUCGAGCCAUGGCGGCAUUCCGCUUCCCUUCGAGCAUCGACCCGUUCACCGAUCUGAUCUAUGUGGUGUGGCUGUUCUUCGUGGUGGCGGCGUGGAACUGGAAUGUGUGGUUAAUCCCCGUCCGCUGGGCCUUUCCCUACCAAAGCGCAGAGAACAUCCACCUGUGGCUGCUGGCGGACUACAUCUGUGACCUCAUCUACAUCACAGAUAUCCUGGUCUUCCAGCCCCGCCUGCAGUUCGUGCGCGGGGGUGACAUUGUGUGCGAUAAAAAAGCCAUGAGAGAAAACUACAUGACCACAGAGCGAUUCAAGAUGGAUGUCAUCAGUCUGUUCCCCAUGGAGGUCUUCUACUACUUUACGGGAGUCAACUCUCUGCUAAGAUUCCCUCGCCUGCUCAAGUACCAGGUGUUCUUCGAGUUCAACGACAGAAUGGAGGCGGUGAUGAAGAAGGCCUAUAUCUACAGGGUGAUCCGGACCUCCACCUACCUGCUGUACUCGCUGCACAUCAACGCAUGUCUCUUCUACUGGGGCUCUGACUACGAAGGACUGGGCUCCACCAAGUGGGUCUACGACGGACAAGGAAACGCUUACAUCCGCUGUUACUACUUCGCCGUCAAGACCUUGAUCACCAUCGGAGGGCUGCCGGACCCGACCACCGUCUUCGAGAUCUGCUUCCAGCUCAUCAACUACUUUGUUGGCGUCUUCGCUUUCUCCAUCAUGAUCGGACAAAUGAGAGACGUGGUCGGAGCGGCCACGGCCGGGGAGAACUACUACCGAGCCUGCAUGGACAGCACCGUCAAGUACAUGAACUCCUAUAACAUCCCCCAGGAGGUCCAGAACCGCAUUAAAACCUGGUACGACUACACCUGGAAGAGCCAAGGGAUGCUGGAUGAGCAGGAACUGCUGGUGCAGCUUCCCGCCAAAAUGAGAUUGGACAUUGCUGUGGAUGUCAAUUAUGCAAUCGUCAGCAAGGUGGCGCUGUUCCAGGGUUGUGAUCGUCAGAUGGUGUUUGACAUGCUGACAAGACUCAAAUCUGUCGUCUACUUGCCAGGAGACUUUGUGUGCAAGAAGGGCGAGAUCGGCAGGGAGAUGUACAUCAUUAAACAGGGGGAGGUCCAAGUGGUGGGUGGUCCAGACCUUCAGACGGUUUUUGUCACCAUCAGAGCUGGUUCUGUCUUUGGAGAGAUCAGUUUGUUGGCGGGGGGCGGAGGAAACAGACGCACUGCCAAUGUGAAGGCGCACGGAUUCGCCAACCUGUUCAUUCUGGAUAAAAAGGACCUAGCGGAGAUCCUGGUCCACUAUCCAGAAUCCCAGAAACUUCUUCGGAAGAAGGCCAAGACCAUGCUGACCAAGGACAAGAAGCCCGAUGAAAAGGAACAAGGCCAAGACGAGGCCGAGGUCAUCCCAGCCCGACCCGACACUCCCAAAAUGUUCAAGGCAGCGUUGAGGGUGACGGAGCAGGCGGGAAUGGAGGGAACCUUCGCCAAGCUGAAGAAGAGCUACAAGGAUUCUGAGGGCGAGACUCUGCCUGCAUCCUCUCCAUUGCAUCAGAACCUAGCAGAGCCUGCUGACACCUCGCCGAUCAUCACAGUGACACAACAAAGGGAAGAGGAGGAGCUUCUCUCAGUAGAGGUGCCGCCCUCGGAGGGUCAGGAAGUGGAUGGGAAGAAGACGGUGGAGGAGGGUGGAGUGCACAGGAAGUAAAAGCCUUCCCAUAAUUCCUUUCAAAUUCCUCCAGACAAGAUCAGUCUGCGACCACAUAAUUCUUCUUUAAGGGAAAAACGUUUGUAGCAGCUGACAUUCAAUUUUAAAGUUGUUAAAAGCUACUUAUGUGCACGUUAGAUGUGCACAUUUCACAUUUCCAUUAACCAGUAAAGUAACCCCCUUUGCUUUGCUUUGAUUUGAUACCAAGAUCAUUCAUCCUCAUAGAUGCAGAGAAACCUUUGUUUUGGGCUAGCCUUAAACACACAAUCUUAGCCACACUGCCAGUCACCUUGGCAGAAUGCUGAUAAUGAUGAGCUAUUUUAGUCAAUGUGCUAAUAAACACAAUGCUAGCCAUGUUAGAAAAAUGCUAAUAAACAUCUAGAUGUUUUAAAGAUAUAGACAAAUUAAGUUAAAGAGGUACAUUAGCAGCUAAUGCUAAUGCUUUUCAAGACAUUGAAACAUACUUUAAUCGGGGAUGAAUAAAACUAAUGAAUAAAAUAGUUGAUUUUGUUUCUUAGCACUUUAGUGGUCUUGUUUGUCAACAAUGACUCCAUCCCUCCACUGUAAUAAACUUGAAUUUCCUUCAAAAAGUUCA
This is a messenger RNA of Dunckerocampus dactyliophorus (ringed pipefish), 4308 nucleotides long. RefSeq names its product cyclic nucleotide gated channel subunit beta 1a (gene cngb1a). The record is from RefSeq and is a predicted model, not a curated record. Gene Ontology annotation, biological process: retina homeostasis; monoatomic cation transmembrane transport. Lineage: Eukaryota; Metazoa; Chordata; Actinopteri; Syngnathiformes; Syngnathidae. The coding region runs from base 423 to 3713 and encodes 1096 amino acids. The transcript has 31 exons. Gene Ontology annotation, molecular function: cGMP binding; intracellularly cAMP-activated cation channel activity; protein-containing complex binding. Gene Ontology annotation, cellular component: plasma membrane; photoreceptor outer segment; intracellular cyclic nucleotide activated cation channel complex.